Messenger RNA from Austrofundulus limnaeus, 2343 nucleotides. It is a transcript of the gene tubg1, whose product is annotated as tubulin, gamma 1. Gene Ontology annotation, cellular component: microtubule; gamma-tubulin complex. The coding region runs from base 138 to 1493 and encodes 451 amino acids. NCBI's taxonomy places the organism in Eukaryota, Metazoa, Chordata, Actinopteri, Cyprinodontiformes, Rivulidae. The record is from RefSeq and is a predicted model, not a curated record. Gene Ontology annotation, biological process: cytoplasmic microtubule organization; microtubule nucleation. Gene Ontology annotation, molecular function: GTP binding. The transcript has 11 exons.
AAAAAAACGGAGCUAACCCAAUAACAAGCGGGAAGGAGCGGGUCUGUGGUGGUUCAGUAAUCGUAGCAUCGCAUUUCUCUCAUAAUAGAAUAUUUAGCUAGUCUGUCAGCUAGCUAAAUAAGGAUCUAAGAGACAACAUGCCGCGAGAAAUAAUAACGCUUCAGCUCGGACAGUGUGGAAAUCAAAUUGGUUUUGAGUUUUGGAAGCAGCUGUGUGCAGAACAUGGCAUCAGCCCGGAAGGCAUCGUGGAGGAGUUUGCAACUGAAGGGACAGACAGAAAAGACGUGUUCUUCUAUCAGGCUGAUGAUGAGCAUUACAUCCCUCGUGCGGUUCUUCUAGACCUCGAACCGCGUGUGAUUCACUCCAUCCUGAACUCUCCUUAUGCAAACCUGUACAACCCAGAAAACAUCUACCUGUCCGAGCAUGGUGGAGGUGCUGGGAACAACUGGGCCAGUGGAUAUUCUCAGGGCAAGAAAAUUCAGGAGGACAUCUUUGACAUCAUUGAUCGAGAGGCAGAUGGCAGCGACAGUUUGGAGGGAUUCGUGCUGUGCCAUUCAAUCGCCGGGGGGACCGGCUCAGGACUGGGAUCGUACCUGCUGGAGAAACUGAACGACAGGUACCCAAAGAAACUGGUGCAGACGUACUCCGUUUUCCCGAACCAGGACGAGAUGAGCGACGUGGUCGUUCAGCCGUACAACUCGCUGCUCACGCUGAAGAGGCUCACCCAGAAUGCAGACUGUGUGGUGGUGCUUGAUAACACGGCUCUGAAUCGUAUCGCCACAGACAGGUUGCAUAUCCAGAAUCCCUCGUUCUCCCAGAUUAAUCAGCUGGUUUCCACCAUCAUGUCUGCGAGCACGACCACCCUGCGUUACCCGGGCUAUAUGAACAACGACCUGAUCGGUCUGAUUGCUUCUCUCAUCCCCACCCCUCGUCUCCACUUCCUCAUGACUGGAUACACCCCACUCACCACUGACCAGUCGGUUGCUAGUGUGAGGAAGACCACGGUGCUGGAUGUGAUGAGGAGGCUUCUGCAGCCUAAGAACGUGAUGGUGUCCACAGGAAGAGAACGGCAGCCCAGCCACUGCUACAUCGCCAUCCUGAACAUCAUCCAGGGAGAGGUUGACCCCACGCAGGUGCAUAAAAGCCUUCAAAGGAUCCGGGAGCGCAAACUUGCCAACUUCAUCCCCUGGGGUCCUGCCAGCAUCCAGGUGGCUUUAUCCAGGAGGUCCCCGUACCUGGCGUCUGCUCACAGAGUCAGCGGCCUGAUGAUGGCCAACCACACAAGCAUCUCCUCCCUGUUUGAGCGGACGUGCCGGCAGUACGACAAACUGCGAAAGCGCGAGGCCUUCCUGGAGCAGUUCCGUAAAGAGGAUAUGUUCAAGGACAACUUUGAUGAGCUGGACAACUCUCGUGAAGUUGUCCAGCAGCUGGUGGACGAGUACACCGCCGCAACACGGCCCGAUUACAUUUCCUGGGGCACGCAGGAGCAGUGAACAGACUUUGGAUUCUGCUACAGUUCACUCAGGAUUCACGCUAAUUUAUCCCACAUUAGCUCUCGACGUUUAUCCUACAGUCGUGUCUCAGUUGUUAAGAGUGUAGCUGCUUGUUUUGACAAUUAUUUAUUGGUAUGUGAUAAAGGUGCUGGCUCUUUAAAAGGGAAACAAAAGCAAUUUAAAAACGGGGAUUGAUGUUAAUACUGACUUUCAAAUUAACCAAAGUCUUUUCCUAAAAAAAAAUCUAAUCCCUACUUGGUUUAUAAAUAAUCAUUUGUAUAAAUAUUUCAUUAAAAGUACUAAUAUAUGAAACAAAACUUGUUUUUGACACAAUCCCUAGUUUUCCUGUUCCACACCUCUCAUAGAUUCACUUUUUUCCCAGCAAUGUUUAACUUGUUGCCUUCUGCUCUAUUUUUUUAUACAGAGUACAGUCUAGUUUUGUGACCUGGGUUUACAGGAACAUCCCUACAGAAUGUAGGAAAGACAGAAUGCAUAGCUUUAUGGUUAAUGUAGAUUUCUACCAUACCUCACAUUUCUCACAUUGUGCAUUGUACCAUCUGUUUGCUGCUGAUACUCUGCUUAUGUUGUCACUGUUUAUGACAAGCGAGAAUGUUAGUUUGAAGUUAGGCUGGUGUUAAAUAUGACAUUUAAACUGUUUGGAAGCAUUUGUUGGUUAAAAUAACAGUGUUCAAUGUUAAAACUGACACUUACUGUGUGUAAAUACUGUAUACUUUAAAGAAUAGUUGGCUCACUGGCAUCCUCUGUAGUGUUUAAAGAGAAUAUACUAUCUCCUGUUGCUUUGCUUGUUGGACCUGUAAGAAAAAUAAACUUGUUCUUUUUUUUUUAUUAA